AUGGCAAAUCAAACAGAGGGCCCGAAUGUCUUUCAUGACGAGCCUCAAUGGAAUUCCAGUCCCGCGUGGAAAUUACCAGGCUGGGCUGAGCCUGUGAUGGUAGCAAGUAUCCUAGUAGCAUCAAUGGUUUUAACCAGGAAAAGAGGCUUCAAAGUCCUGGGGAAAAAUCGCCGCUACGAUGGUUUCUUGAAUGGUGUGACGACCUCAGCUAGAUCUUCCUCUGAUCUCGAAACAAAGUACAUGCUAGAGGAUGACUCUUCCGAUGAUAACAAUGAUGAUUCUACGCGAACUCUUAGAAAUCCACCCAAGAAACGCUCUUGUUGUGGUAUCGUCUUGUAUACACCGAAUUCAUCUCGCUUCUCCCAUCAUCUACACAGCAGAAUUAUGCAAAAAUUUCCUUUUCUCAUGGAGAUGUUUUAUUGGAUCAUCACUUACGCUUUUUACCGCUCUACGGCCCUUCUAUCACAAGCCAUCUUUUCUAAAACAGGAAUUUGGGAUGUCGCACAGAAUAACGCUCUAGAAAUUCUUCGCCUCGAACAUCAAUCAUGGCUCAAGUUUUUGUGGCCAGUACACGAAAAUGAAGUCCAGCAAUGGUUUAUGAAUGGUCAUCAAACCUUCCUCACCAUAUUGAAUCGGUCUUACGCUCUCAUUCACAUUCCAGGCACGGUUGGCUUCAUUGCGUGGUACUACCAUGCCGCGCCAUCCCAUGCAAUUUUUGCAACGGUUCGAAGAACCAUGACUUUAACAAAUCUUCUCGCUUUUUCCAUUUUUAUUAUCUAUCCAUGCAUGCCACCUCGACUACUACCUCGAGAGUAUGGUUUUCUUGACUCUGUGGGCCACAACAACGCGCAAAGUGUCUGGAUGAGCGGAAAGUACGUCAACUCCUUGGCAGCUAUGCCGUCCAUGCAUUUUGGAUACGCAUUUUGCAUCGGUUGCACAGUGCUUUAUCACUCGGGAAUCUCACGCAUGAUUAGAGGUGGCGGUAAACAGAGGGGCUUCAAAAUCUGGACUUUUAUCCAUGCUCUAUUUGCCAUCUGGUACCCCUCUUGGAUCCUUUUGACCAUAGUAGCCACGGCUAAUCAUUACUACCUGGACGCAUUCUUUGCAUUAAUUGUCGUCAUAUUUGCUUACUUGUGCAACGAGAUUCUAAUGCUUCUGAUUCCUUUGGAAGACCUUCUCCUAUGGUGUCUGAGACUGGAGAAGCCUAAACCAACCACAGGUGACUCGAAAUUAUAUGGAUAG
This is a messenger RNA of Blumeria graminis f. sp. triticale, 1242 nucleotides long. The record is from the annotation of a GenBank genome assembly. NCBI's taxonomy places the organism in Eukaryota, Fungi, Ascomycota, Leotiomycetes, Helotiales, Erysiphaceae.